UUUUGUUGGUUCCCAGGAGCAGGAGUGUUUCAGGAAACUUGUGUAUAUAAACUGUCUUUCACAAACCCCCGAGUCCGUCCCUUUCCACUCCACCCCGGCUGAACCGCGCCAUGAGCGACGAAACGAACGGGGUUGUACCCCAAGGGCCGCCCGAACAUUAUGCUAUCGGUAUCUCGUUUGGAAAUUCGUACAGCUCAAUUGCGCAUAUCUCAGGAGAGGGCAAAGUAGAGGUCAUUGCGAACGAAGAGGGAGACCGUCAGAUCCCAUCCAUCCUUUCUUACAUCGAGGGAGAGGAGUUUCAUGGCACGCAGGCAAAGGCGCAGUUGGUCCGCAACAGCAAGAACACGGUCGCAUUCUUUAGGGACUUUAUCGGCAAAGACUACAAGUCCAUUGAUCCCACCCCUUGCCAUGCGUCCGCACACCCCAUCGAGGAAAAGGGCGAGAUCUGCUUUACAAUUAGAGACACUGCAGACAACGAGACCGAAAACAAAGUGCCGGUUUUGGAGAUCGCUGCGCGGCAUUUGAGGCGCCUGAAGAAUUCGGCAUCUGACUUCACCGGCAGGACUAUAACGUCGGCUGUGGUCGCUGUGCCAACAGACACCAACGACGACCAAAAGGCCGCCCUGACGAAAGCCGCUGCCAACAUCCAGGUGGAAAUCCUCCAAUUCAUGCCAGAACCAAUCGCAGCCCUCCUUGCCUACGAUUCGCGGUCUUCGGACGCCAGCGCGGGUAAGAUCGUGCUUGUCGCAGACUUUGGAGGAAACCGAUCCGAUGUCGCCGUGGUGGCUUCAAGAGGAGGCAUGUACAGCAUCCUGGCGACCGCACACGACUACGAGCUGGGCGGCACGCAGUUGGACCAGGUUUUGAUUGACCACUUUGCCAAGGAAUUUGAGAAGAAGCACAAAUCUGACCCACGCAAGAACGAGCGGAGCCUGGCCAAGCUGAAGCUCGAGGCUGAAGCGGUCAAGAAGGCUCUUAGCCAGAGCAACAGCGCCACCUUCAGCGUCGAAAGCCUCGCAGACGGCGUAGAUUUCAGGUCCACAAUCAAUCGAACUCGGUAUGAAAUUCUGGCGUUGAAGACCUUCGGGCGGUUUACUAGACUGGUGGAGGAAGUGAUCAAGAAAGCCGGACUGGAUGUGUUGGAUAUCGACGAGGUCAUCAUGUCCGGCGGCACAUCUCACACACCAAAGAUUGCGAAGAACAUCGAAGCCCUGUUCCCGGAGUCAACGCAGGUUCUCGCCCCAGCAACAACGGCCACGGCACUGAACCCUUCGGAGCUCUCGGCGAGAGGCGCCGCUCUGCAGGCCUCCCUGAUCCAGGAGUUUGAGAAAGACGACAUCGAUCAAUCCACGCACGAAAUGGUGACCGUCACGCCCCACCUGUCGGCUGCGAUCGGCUAUCAAGUGACAGGCCAGCCCGUCGACGUGCUCAACGUGAUCAUCCCGCCCGACACGGCCGUGCCCGCGCGGAGAACCAAGGUCAUCGAGGGUCUCGAGGGCGAUGUGCUCUUCCGGAUCAGCGAAGGCGAACGCGAGAUCACAGUCACCCAGCCGGAGCGCCAACCGAAACCCGAAACCAACGGAACGAAAGCCGCGGACGGAGAGGAUGCUGAUGAUGAUGACGACGACGAUGAAGACGACGAAGACGACGAGCCCGAAGAAAUCCGCGACAAGGUGUGGCGGCCCAAACACGCCCUGGCCGAGUUCGUCUUCCGGGGCCUGAAGAAGGGAUCCAAGAUCGAGGUCAUGGUCAACGUCGACGCGGAGCUGGCUCUCUCCAUCGCCGCGCGGGAAAUAGGUGGCAAGGGAGGCAUUCGGGGCGAGAUCAAGGCGUCCGAGACCACGCAGCCGAACGGAAGUGCUUGAAGAUUUGUGAGUCGGGAAGGGUGUCUGAGUAGAAGAGGUUGUGUCUCGUUCCCAUUCUCCCCUUUCCUCAUCCCUCGCCUUUUGUCUUCGCCACCACCACCACCACCACUACUACCACCUCUUCCUCCUCAUCCUCCUUCGUGUUCCCAGACUUGUACGUAUUGAACCUGGCAUGGCGUCGGCGUGGAUUGCGGGGUAUCUUGUAUCCUCCUUUUUUGGCUGGCCGGCCGGCUGGCUGGGUGGCAUGGCGGCGUUGGUCAUGCCGUGCAGGCAGCUAUUGUUGUUGCACAUAGCAGCAGCAGCAGCAGCACGCAGCACGCAGCACACGACCUCGUUUCCUUGCGCCCCAAAAGACAAAAGAAUUUGCAGUCGCUGAUGAUAUAGAACAAAGCAUCUUGGUUUCUUGGAGAUCCCAAGCCCAAGAUUGAGAAUCAUGAAACUACGAUACCCAAAUGCCAUUGCCUCCGUCCUUUUCUUAUAUCCUUGCUCUAUAACUACAUACCAUUUACAUAACGCGAGGGAACAUCGGCUGCUCCAGGAGCACUACUCCGACGGCUGGAACUCUCGCUAGCGGAGUUGACCAACAUAAUUUCUUCC
Cladophialophora immunda is the source of this 2462-nucleotide messenger RNA. RefSeq lists its product as uncharacterized. The transcript has a single exon. NCBI's taxonomy places the organism in Eukaryota, Fungi, Ascomycota, Eurotiomycetes, Chaetothyriales, Herpotrichiellaceae. Gene Ontology annotation, molecular function: ATP binding; ATP-dependent protein folding chaperone. Gene Ontology annotation, biological process: protein folding. The coding region runs from base 111 to 1865 and encodes 584 amino acids. Gene Ontology annotation, cellular component: nucleus; cytosol. The record is from RefSeq and is a predicted model, not a curated record.